AUUUUUCCAGCGGUCUGCGGUAUUGUGAUGUGAGGUUAUAUUUUUAAACUGAAAUAAAGUAAUGCAUUAAAAUAAAUAGUUAAUGAAUUUAGUUGGGUUUGGGUAAUAUUCAAAGUGGAAGAUUUGAUUUCUAUUUAAUAAAAAAGUGUUAAAAGUUGUAUAGGUAACUGAGGCUUCUAAAUUUCGAUAAUGUAUUCGAGACUGAACAAGUACACGUCAAGCAUUAACUACAGACUGGGCAUAUCUCAACGGUACAGCAGCAGCAUAUUAAGAAAGAAGGAAUCACCCGCCAGGCAGAUCGAGCAAGGCAAAGGCGCACAUGGAUUUGUCUGCUCUGAAGUGGAACAUAUCAAAGAGUACAACAUGACUGCGUACCUCCUCACACAUGAGAAAACUCAAACAGAAUACCUCCACUUAGAAAGAGAUGACUCAAAUAACGUUUUUUCGAUCGGAUUUCGAACAACGCCUCUAGAUUCUAUGGGUACACCGCACAUUUUAGAGCACACAGUCUUGUGCGGGUCAGAGAAGUACCCGGUGCGUGAUCCGUUCUUCAAAAUGCUCAACAGGUCUUUGGCCACAUUCAUGAAUGCUCUGACAGGACCUGAUUUUACGUUCUAUCCGUUCUCCUCACAAAACGAAGUGGAUUAUAGGAACCUGCAAAAAGUAUACCUUGACGCGGUGUUCAAACCGAAUUUGUCGAGGUUGGAUUUCCUGCAGGAAGGCUGGAGGUUGGAACAUUCUAAAUUAGAAGAUAAAACCUCACCUUUGGGCUUCAAAGGAGUCGUAUACAAUGAAAUGAAGGGCGCAUUUUCGGAGACGAGCUCUCUCUUCGGUCAGAAAUUCAUGAACGCCAUUUUACCUAAAGGCACUUACGGCUACGUUUCUGGCGGGGACCCGUUACACAUUCCAGAGUUGACGCACCAGCAUUUGAAAAAGUUCCACGAAACUUACUACCAUCCUAGCAACGCGAGAAUUUAUUCUUAUGGCAACUUUCCUUUAGAAGCCAAUCUGAAGUUUGUCAACGAAGCUUAUUUGAGUAAAUACGAUUUCUUAGACCCGACAAAUACUGUCGUCACACGCCAGGAAAGGUGGAAAGCGCCCAAGAGGGAAAGUAUAACUUGCCGAGUAGACCAAUACGGCGUGCCUAUAGAAAAACAGAACCAAAUCGCAAUAGGCUUGGUUAUGUCUGAUAUCACGAGUAUAUAUGAUACGUUUAUGUUGACAGCGUUGGCUGAACUCAUGAUAAUUGGUCCGAACUCCGCUUUCUAUAAAAGUCUCAUAGAGAAAAACAUUUCUGGAGGAUACAACUCUUCGACAGGCUAUGACAAUCAAAUAAGAGACACGUUAUUCGCUGUAGGUCUGAAAGACGUCGAAAAAUGUAACUUUGAUCUAGUAGAGAAGAUAGCCGAUCAGACUAUCCAAGAAAUAUUCGAAAAAGGUUUCGAGAAGUCUCACAUUGAAAGCGUUCUGCAUGGCUUCGAGCUUUCUAUCAAACACCAAUCUCCAAAGUUUGGUCUCAACGUACUUUUCAAUUUAAUGCCGCUUUGGAACCACAACGGUCCCGUUUUGAAUGCUUUGAAAGUCAACGAAUUACUUGCUAAAUUAAAAACUGAUUUGAUGAAUCCAAGCUACGUUAAAGAUGCUAUCGAAAAGUAUUUCAUCUUGAAUCCCCAUAGGCUUGUAAUGACCAUGCAACCUGAUCCGAAAUUCGAUGACAUUUUCAACGAAGCCGAAGCUAAAUUGCUGAAAUCUAAAGUUAGCACAUUGACUGAGAAGGAAAAAGAACAAAUAUACAAAGAUGGAUUAGAACUCUCCAAAUCGCAGAAGGAAGUGCAAAACUUAGAAGUGCUGCCUUGUUUGAAGAUUGACGAAAUUACUGUGAAUAAAACUGCUCCUCCUCUAAAACACACAGUGGCUGAUACCAUCCCUCUACAGCUAUGCGAAGCGAACACGAAUGGUGUUACUUACUUUAAAGGAAUAUUGGGCACUGAAUAUCUAAACGAAUCUCAGAGACAAUUGUUGCCUUUCUUCAACUAUAUUCUCGACAAAUUCGACACCAAGUCCUACAAUUACCGAGAUUUCGACAAGCACGUGAGUAAAACUACUUCAGGGUUGGGCGUCAUCACCCAUAUAACCGAACAUAUCGAUCAACAAGGCCAAUACGAACAAGGCAUUGUGAUCAGCAGCCACUGCCUCGACGAGAACCUUCCGAAGAUGCUUGAUAUUUGGUCCGAGAUAUUUAGUAAACCCAACUUCGAGAAUAGCGAACGAAUGGCAAUGCUCCUGAAUAAUUAUUGUUCUUCACUCUCGAACGGCGUAGUGAGCAAUGGACACACUUACGCUAUGCAAGCCGCUAGAUCUCUCAUCUCCUCUGUAGACGAAUGCAAAGAAAACCUUACAGGUCUCCACCACGUCAUGAAAAUGCAAGAAGUCCAAAAGACACAUGGCAUUGAACAGAUCCAGUCUUUGGUCGAACAAAUCGGCAAUUCCAUCCUUAAAGGGAACAACUUGAGAGCUGCCAUCCAUUACUGCAACACAAAUAAAGAUGUCCAUGAUUCCGUAAAUAAUUUCUGCGUUGAUUUGUGCAAGGAUGACGUGAAUAAAGAGCUGAAUCGCAUCAAUUGGACGGAAUGUGUACCGAUGCCUCAGGAUAAACGUGGUAUCCACAUAUCCAUGAAUAUACCCGUCAACUUCUGCUCUAAAGUUGUACCUACCGUACAAUAUACUAAUCCAGACUACGCGAAACUCCGAGUUCUGUCUAGAUUCCUGAGCUCCAAAUAUCUUCAUCCUGUAGUCAGAGAACAGAAUGGUGCUUACGGGGGUGGAGCAGCAUUGACAAUGGACGGGACUUUUAAUUUCUAUUCGUACAGAGAUCCUAAUUCUAAAGUUACCCUAGACGUUUUUGAUAACACCGCGGAUUGGAUGGUGGAAAACCACAAUCUGUUGGAUGACCAAAACCUGUUUGAAGCUAAGCUGUCCAUUCUGCAGCAAAUGGACCAACCCAUCGCUGAAUACAUGAAAGGGGUGGACUUGUUCCUCUACGGUCUCUCUUACGAUAUAUGGAAGACGCAGAGAGAGCGCGUUUUGGCCGUGAAAAAGGAAGAUUUGGUGGAAGUUUGCGAAAAGUACUUAACCAAAGAGAAGUGGUCCGGUAAAUGCGUCAUUGGCGAGGGUUCGCAAGAUCUAGAGAAUAGUGAAGUGAUCUGGCAAAAGAUUAGCGGUCCUCAGCAGUGAAAAUGUUAUCUUCUUUUUGCGAAAAGCAACCCAUUUUGAUUGCCAGAAAGUCCGAUGGACGUUUUAAUUUUGGGAUUUACAUAUAUUUAGUAAAACAUCACUUUGAUAUCAUUAGUGUGGUAUUUCACGUCUCAUUCUUUAACAGCUUUACUAUGUGUUGUCAACAAUGAUAUUACAUAUUAUACUUAGGGACCUUCUUAAUAAACAAGGAAUAAACUCAGACGAGUUACGACGUUUUUUGUUCAUAUCACUCAAAUGCCAUUAUUCAUUCAAUGAA
Messenger RNA from Chilo suppressalis (striped riceborer), 3511 nucleotides. The record is from the annotation of a GenBank genome assembly. NCBI's taxonomy places the organism in Eukaryota, Metazoa, Arthropoda, Insecta, Lepidoptera, Crambidae.